UUGUCAAUGAAAAUGUAAUCGUGAUGUUUGAUCAAACUAGUCAAAUAUUUCUUAUAGUUCUUGACGUCUUCCACACUAUCGGGGUUGAAAUUGUUGUAGCAUCCUUGCAAACCGGACUUUUCUCCCUCCCAAAUCUCUGUAUACGGGUCGUUAUCGGGAACCAACAUAUGAAAUACCAUGUCCUCAUCGGUACCCUUAUCAUCUACCUUUUCCAAAACUCCUAUAGACCCGGGUUCGAGCCACCCAGACAUAUAAAAUAAAUUGUUGUCUUGCUGAAAGUCGUAAAACACAGACCCUGAGCUAUACUGAACAGAAUUGCCUACUAAAAUCGUUAGAGAUUUCUUGGGGAGCUGUUUGAUAAGUUGGAGUCUUCGAUCAUAGUACUCAAUAGCCGAAAUUCCGGGAGUCAAGUAACCUGGCUUGGUUAAAUAGUGCGGCCGUGUCUCGUACGUAGGUUGGCCAAGCUUGUAAGGAGUUUUAGGCCGUGUUCGAAACAAUCUUUUAAAGACCACAAACAUGAUUUAAGAAACAAAAUGGCCCAAUCUGGCGCGACAUUGCAAUUAUGUCCGUAGUGCUUGAUGAAUACAAAGGCUUUUGUAUAGACUACAAUUGUAGCACCACCAAGCCUGAACCCAUAAUUACCACUGGAAUAGACUGCUUUGUUGAACACAAUGCCUCAUUCAAAGAGCAGAUAGAAGAAACAGAAGAUAUCCCGGUCCAGUUGCAAAACAAUAAAAGCAACAAAAAGUCAAAACAAGAGAAAAAGCUUCAAAAACAACAGAAAAAACAACGUGUAACCGAGCGCAAACUAAGACGUGAACAUCCAAAUGGGUCGGAACUCCCGACCCCCAACCAUUCCUUCAAUCCAAUCCUCACCACCAACAAGAUCAAGAAAAUAUAUUCGAAGUUGCAAACCAAAGAGGAGACAAAGUUAUUUCAAUAUGAAUCGGUAGCCCUAUACUCUACCGAUCUAGAUCAGCUCUUACCAGGCGAGUGGAUCAAUGACAAUGUUAUUUCACUCAUCUAUGAGUAUUUGAACCAAACCUACCUUCAAAAAUUUCAAAAAUUCAUCAAACUCAUCUCGCCAGCAGUAGUGCAGCUUAUGAUAUACACGGAAUAUGAAAUCAUCACCAAAAGCGACUUUGAGAAGGGAAAGUUCAUAUUCAUGCCAGUCAAUGAAACUGAAGAUGGAGACCAUUGGUUUCUUGUUGUUGUCAAUAUCCUUGAAAACUCAAUGUUAGUGUAUGAUUCGAUGGAGGGUGAUAGUGGUAGCGAAAACCAAAAUUUAUUGAACAUACUAGCAACAAAGCUAUUUAAAACUGGUAUUAUAGCCUCAAGAAAGCUAAAUAUUCUAAGAAUGAAGACUGACCAGCAGUCCAACUUCGAUGACUGUGGAGUUUAUGUGAUCAUGAUUUCAUGCUAUUUGACCCAUAUGCUCUUGAAUCAACCCAUAAACUUUGACUUAUCAAACAUCAAGUACAAUGCCCUAAAAGGCCGACUCGAUGUUCUUGAGAUUAUAGACGACUUGAACACCCAAAUCAAUAAACCUAGCUAUUAGAGCUGUUGAUUCUCGAGACUAUUACCCUCAAGUACAUUAAUAAUCAUGCCUAUAAACCUUAGAAUUAUAGGAAGGACUCUGUUAAUUAUACCGACAGGAAAGUAAGAACUUACACUGAAGAGAUAAGUCACUGCUACUUUCAUUUAGUGCAUUACCUGUUCGAAUUCGAAGUUUUUGUCGUUAUAUAUUCAUUAUAGACGUCUGCACCAGCAUGCAAUUAUCAGCCAAAUUGAGGCGUAUGAAGUAUAAUUCACAUCUAGCAUCCCAAGAUACCAGCAAUACAUGGCCAAUUGGGUAGAAAGGUUAUUCCAUCACUGAAUUAACCAAGUCAUCUCUUAACAUCGAAGCGUAAGCCUGGGCCUUGAGUAAAUGGUCUGCAGCUCUCAAAUCAUAAUUAAGACUAUUCAGUUCCUUGUCUGAAUUAUAGAAGGUUUCAGUGGUAACAUCGUAGCCUAUACCGAUUUGACUUAGACUCAAACUUCCAAUAAGCAACACAAACUGGUUAAUAUCGUCAGGCAUCUCUGCGUCCCCCAACAUGUUUCUGACGUCUUGCGUAGAAAUCCUGGACGUGAAGGACAUCAAAUUCAAAAACCAUUUGCACUUUAAAAUGGUGACAAAGUAGUUGGGAAAGCUCAUGUUACAUGCUGAUGGGAAGAGAAACAGCACCAAGUUAAAUUCGGGCUUCACUAACUCAAAGUCAAUGAGACUCAACUGCUUUACGUUAUUUGAAAGCUGAACAAGGUUGGGUGCCAAUUUGGUUAAGGCUUCAAUGAAGUCAUCCUCCAACUGAAACCCAUUGAAGGGUUUUUUAAUCAACAGAUCAAUAAGAUACACCAUUAAAUAUUCAUCCAAGAAGCCAGCCAGCUUCAAAAAUUCUAAAUCAGGCAUGUGUGAGCUGGGUUCAACACCCAUUUGCUUAAAGUUAUUAAAAUAGUGUAGUAUAUCAACCAACUGGAAUAAAACCGCCAAUUCCUUAGAAGGCGUCUGAUUCUUCAUUCUGUAAGAUUGGAUCUUUUUGUGGUUGUUCUUGAUGGUUUUGGCGGUAUGGGUUUCCUCCUCCUCGAACCAAGACUGGUACAUUUGGGUGAUAUAUAUCCAUGUGAGUAUUUCCAUGUUGUUUGAACCCAAGAGGAUUUUGCUCAAGACCAAGUUCAACUCCUUGAACUGCAUAGCUAUGUAGAACUUGGGCAAGUAAUACAUCACAAACAGAGGCUUUAUUUCCUGGUUUUCUCUCAACAUGUCCUCAACUUUGUGAUCCAAGACGUCAAGCAGUUUGUGAUCCACCUGUGCAUCGAGCUCGAGGGUGGUGUUCUUAAGUUCAGAGCCGAUGAUAUUAUACUCUAUCAUCACCGCCACACAUUCAUCAUAGAGGGCUUGGUUCUGGGUGGAUUUGUAUUGGCUGAAGAGUUUGGGAAAUAGAAGAAACCUGAACAUAGU
Messenger RNA from Yamadazyma tenuis ATCC 10573, 2995 nucleotides. The record is from RefSeq and is a predicted model, not a curated record. Lineage: Eukaryota; Fungi; Ascomycota; Pichiomycetes; Serinales; Debaryomycetaceae.